Molecule: messenger RNA, 731 nt
Organism: Erythranthe guttata (spotted monkey flower)
Lineage: Eukaryota; Viridiplantae; Streptophyta; Magnoliopsida; Lamiales; Phrymaceae
Product: MYB-like transcription factor ETC3
Biological process (GO): cell differentiation; regulation of DNA-templated transcription
Cellular component (GO): nucleus
Molecular function (GO): transcription cis-regulatory region binding
Source: RefSeq, a predicted model, not a curated record
AUUUAAAAUUGAAUUUGAAUUUGUAAAGGAAAGAAAGACCAACCAGCACCCAACUUCCUCUUCUUCUCCUUUUCUUACCAAUCUUUUUUUUUUCUUGUCUUCAUAUAUUCCCAUCUCUUUACCCACCCAACUAUAUACUUACACUUCUUUAUAUAUCUAUCUAUCUAUUUAUCUAUACAUAUUUCUUGCUAUAAAUAAGCACAUAUAUAUAUAUACAUAUAUUUUAUCACUCUCAACUUCACUCUCAAACUCACUAUGGAUAAUAAUAAUAAAACUAUGGUUCAAACCUUUUCCUCCUCUCAAGAGGAUAGAAGUAAUGGAUGUGAGUUGACAAGCAUGAGUGAGCAAGAACAAGAUAUCAUCUUUCGAAUGCACAAGCUCGUUGGAGACAAGUGGGAAUUGAUAGCAGGAAGAAUUCCAGGGAGGACUGCACAAGAGAUUGAAAGAUUUUGGAUAAAUUGUGACACUUUUAAAGUCAACAGGGUGCCACAAACAACUAGGAAAAAAUAAUUAUCGUUGACUUUAUUUUUGGUUUAAUAAAUAAAAUUUAAACCCUAAUUAUGUGUAAUAACUCUAAAUUUAUUAGUCUAUUAUAUAUAUCUAGUUUAUGUUUAGUAGGUAAGUAUUGUACCCAAAGAUUGGAUUAUGCAAUAAUCCUAUUAUAAUCCAGUUGUAUUAUUGGGUUAAUUAGUGAGAUUCUAAUGCACAAUUUAUCAACAAUUUUAUGCAAA